GCAAACCAGAUCUCGGAUAGGUUGCCCACAAGAUCCGCGUACCCGGUGGUCACAAGAGUUCUCUGGUGUAUGUGUGUGUGUUUGAGUGUGUUCUUUUUGUUUUGUCUUCUUUCUUUCGCGGAGAGCAUAGGGGAGCAUCUCAAGAUUACCGCCCGCAGUGUGUUUGGAUGCGGUGCGAGUGCAUGUGUACGGUGCGGACGCCGCUGUGGUUGUGAGAUUAGAAGAUACGGUGCGGCGUAGAACCAAACGGCAUCGCCGCUCAUUCUUGACCAGUUCGUGUGCCGCUGCUGUUAAUCAACAUGUGUUGGCCGUGAACGGCGGUAACCAGUCUCGCGCUCGGGGUUUGCUAGUGAAAAACCCGUACACACCUUAAAACAGUGGUAUUGACCCUACGGCCACGGUUCAGUCCACGUCAGCGGAAGGAUAAGAAAGCGGAUAGGCCAGUGACUGGAAAAACUUGGCAAUCCUGUCCUCGCCUCACGCCUGUGCUACAGUGUAUUUCACUAGUUUUUAUUGUUUGACGAUUUCUGAGUGUACGUGUGUGUAUGUGUGUAUGUGUGUUUGGUGCGAAAACGGAAGUGAACAUUUUUCCAUUUGAUCGAAAUAGUUUGUCCCGUCCUGUGCUUUGGACAUAGCCGCUACAUCUGGGCAUUACGUUAUACACGCACGCACUUGCUCUAUUUGAUCAAAAUGCGUUCGCACUACAGCGCCGGCUGGACGCUGGCGUUGGUGCUGCUCGUCAGCUCACUGCUCGCGGUCAGUGCCGCCAACAAUCGAGGCCAACCGGCGAAACCGACGGCAGCCGAUCAGCAGGCGAACCGGCUGCAUGCACCGACCGCCAACACGAAGAAGGUGUCGGACAGUGUCACUAACCUGGCCGCCAAGAUUGCCAACGCGCUGUCGAACCAGAAAAGCAAAACGGAAAUCUUUUCCCCCGUCAGCAUUGCGGGCGCCCUUUCGCUGCUGCUGCUCGGAUCGGGCGGCCAAACGCAACAGGAGCUGCUGGCGGUGAUGGGCUUGAACACAGGGCAGCUCUCGUUCCAGGAUAUACACCUGAGCUUCGGCCGGCUGUUCCAGGACCUGGUGUCGAACGAUCCGAGCCUGGAGCCGCUAGUGACCUGGCGUCUCAACGACAAGUGCAAUCGAUACAACGAGGACGAAGAAGACGAGGAGGACGAUUUCAUCAACUCUCAGUCGCCAAGCAAUGACCAGCAGCCAACGAAUCGCGAUCGGAAAGCGCACGAAAUUACGCUCGCCAACGGUAUCUUUGUCCAGCGCAACAUCCCGCUGAGCGACACGUACCGGAACCAAUCGAUGACGUACUACAGCUCCGAGGUGCAGUCGCUCGACUUUGAGCUCGACACGUCCGGCUCGACGAGGCUGAUCAAUCAGUGGGUGAGCGACAAGACGCACGGGAAGAUUCCCAACAUCUUGCCGUCGGCCCUGCCGGCCAGCACGACCAUGGUGCUGGCGAGCGCCCUGUACUUCAAGGCCCUGUGGGCGGAAUCGUUCAUCGAUGGGGCGACCAAGCCGCGCGAAUUUUAUCCCGAUGGCAAGGGCCAACCGCCCGUCAUGGUGGACAUGAUGGCGCACGGUGGCUGCUUCCCGUAUUACGAGUCGGUCGAGCUGGACGCACGCAUCAUCGGGAUACCGUACAAGCACAACGUCAGCACGAUGUACGUAAUCAUGCCGAACAACUCGAACCGGGCCAAGCUGCAGCAGCUCAUCCCGAAGCUGACCAGUGCAGUAGUGAAGGACCUGAUCGAGAACAUGGCGAUCAAAACCUCGAUCAUACUGUUUCCAAAGAUGCACAUCAGCAACACGAUGGAUCUGAAGCGGGUACUGCAGCAGCUCGGCGUCUCCUCCCUGUUCCAAGCGGAAAGAAGCAACCUGUCGCCCAUGCUGAACGAGGAGUCGCAACCGGAUACCUUCAUUAACCGGGUGCAAGCACCAACAACACCAGCGAAGUGGCGCCCGACUGCGAACAUUGCCGACUACGAAAACAGACCAACGUCGACCAGGCCCGGCAACAAUUUGAAUGACGUGUUGAUAUUUUCACGCUUCCAAAACGAAACGAUGGACCAGACCACGGAUGUACCGGAGGCUGCAGACACGACCGAGCCACUAACGAUCGAAACUACCUCGCAGUCGUUCGUUCCACUGACGAACCGACCAUCCGGCCGGGUUGGGCGGACGAAGCGCGACGUUAGCUACAAGGUACCGAGCAGCAAGCAGGCGGCAACGGCCGUGGGUCCACUGAGCAGCAAGGACUUUAUCCUGCACAAGCGCAUCGUGAAGGAGAACGGCCCGGUAGGCAAGAAGGGCCUGCGAAGGCGCAGCAAACGCGCGGCCCAACAGCUGUACGUGAGCAACGCGGUCCACCAGGUCGAUCUGGACGUGAACGAAACGGGCACGGAGGGUGGGGCGGCCACAAUCGUGACGCUCAACCGUUCCGGAACCAGCGUGGUGUUCCGGGCGGAGGCUCCCUUCCUGCUGCUGAUUCGUAACGAUCAAACCAAUUUGCCGCUCUUCUACGGUCCCGUGUACCACCCAUCUAGCUAUCAGCAGCAGGUGGAUCUUCUCAUCCAGAUCGGCAACGGUAUCUUCUCCCAGAAGGGCACAAAGUUCGAUGAGCGCUACGACAAGCUGGCCAAAGAUCUGUACCAAAGCGAACUGAAGCCGCUAGACUUUGUCGGCGAUGAGACGGGUUCGGUGCGGUACAUCAACAGCUGGGUGCACAACCAGACGCAUGGCCGGAUCGCGGACAUUGUGUCGCACAUCAGUGCCGACACGAUCCUGAUGAUAGUGAACACGCUGUACUUCCGCGGCCUGUGGGAGGAAGCCUUCCAACCGAUGGCCACCCGCAAUCGACGCUUCUUCCCGAACGGACCCGACGGGCCGGACUCGUUCGACAUUCCGAUGAUGGCCAAAAGCCAUUGCAUGCCGUACUAUUUCUGGCAGGAGGAGAACGUGCGCGUGCUCGGUGUGCCGUACCGUCAGAACGUCACCAUGUACAUCUUCAUGCCGAUGAACUCGACCCGCCAGCUGGUACAAUCGAUGCAGUCGAAAAUUACCGCCGAACGUGUCAACGAUAUCGUCACGAAGAUGAAGAUGAAGUCGGUCACGGUAAUGUUUCCCAAGAUGCACAUUUCCAACUCAAUCAGCUUGAAAAAUGUGCUGCAGCAGCUCGGCGUGUACACGCUGUUCGAACGGAACGAAGCCGAUCUAAAACGUUUGCUGGCUUCGAAUACUACGGACCGGUUCGGAGGCGACCCACUGGAUUUAUUGGAAGUGCUGCAGGACACGAAGGAAAACGCUAUACUCCUGCUGCAACAGCAGAUCCCAGAUUGCAUCAUAGAGGAACGGUCCAAUAUCGAUCGGGGCGAGUGUCUGAAGGAUCACUGCGCAUAUGGUGGUAAAACGUGCGUGUGCUGUAUCGAAUCAUUCCGGCGACGGCGACGUCGAGAUGCAUUUACUCCGUCGAAGGAUGACCCGAUCUUUGUCAACGAGAUGUUGCACAAAGUAGACUUGACGGUAAACGAGCGCGGCACGGAGGGCGGUGCUGCGACCGCAACCCUUAUCGAUCGUAUCUCGUCCCAGAUUAACUUCAUCGUGAACGGACCAUUCAUGAUGUUGAUUCGAGAAGAAACGACCAGACUGCCCUUGUUCUACGGAAACAUUUACAAUCCGAAAUGAGCGCUUUGUUAGAAUGAGCGAAAUUGUGUUAGAAUAGACCGCAUGAUUCUGAUUUCUGCGAAUUCGACAAGACCUCAUACUAAUGCAGACAAACAGUUUGAAUAAACUUUACAGAAGUAGCACAUUCCAUAGUGACAUGACACGCAUGUUAGUUCGAGCAGUGUUUUUGCGCAUACAAUAAAGAUCAUAUUUAGCAGGCGUU
Messenger RNA from Anopheles arabiensis, 3898 nucleotides. RefSeq lists its product as uncharacterized. The transcript has 5 exons. Lineage: Eukaryota; Metazoa; Arthropoda; Insecta; Diptera; Culicidae. Gene Ontology annotation, molecular function: serine-type endopeptidase inhibitor activity. The record is from RefSeq and is a predicted model, not a curated record. Bases 691 to 3696 code for a protein of 1001 amino acids.